Cicer arietinum (chickpea) is the source of this 3819-nucleotide messenger RNA. RefSeq lists its product as uncharacterized. The record is from RefSeq and is a predicted model, not a curated record. Gene Ontology annotation, molecular function: phosphatidylinositol binding. NCBI's taxonomy places the organism in Eukaryota, Viridiplantae, Streptophyta, Magnoliopsida, Fabales, Fabaceae.
AAAUUGAACAUAUUACAUGUCACGCACGUUACCAUUAUCAUUAUUAUUAUCGUCACCACCUCACCCCCUCCAAUUCGAAUUCAACUUUGGUCGUGUUGGACUGGCGUAAAGAAAGAAAGAGGACCAACUCAUAGCCCACGAAGAAUAUUCUUCGAUAAUCAAAUUCCAGUUUUUACUGUUUCUUUCUUCCAAAACCACCGAAGCAAAACAAGAGCAGUAGACCUAGAACAAUGAUUUCAAACGCUGUUGUUUGAUUCCGUUCCGACGUGGCUGUUAAUUUAUUCCAACAAUGAAGCCCAUCGAGAGUUUCAAUGAUCUGAUCCAUGAGGCCAAGCUUCGCACUCUCUGGUGGGCCCUCUCUAUUUUUGCCGUUACUUAUUUCCUCACCAAUACAAGUAAAUCGAUGUGGAUGAAUGUACCAAUGUCCAUUCUAUUUGUUUGUGCUCUGCGCAUUCUUGUAAAUAAUGUGGAGUUUCGUUGGAAGGUUAAACGGCCUAGAUCAAAUACAUAUCUAUCUCAUUUGGAGAAAAAGCAGUUGUCUUUGAAUGAUCCUCGUCUCUCCAGUGCGCCUUCCCAGACAAAGUGGAAGAGGAAAAUUGAUUCUCCUGUUGUGGAGGAUGCAAUGGGUGAUUUCAUUGAUAAGAUUUUGAAGGAUUUCGUGGUUGAUUUAUGGUACUCGGAAAUUACUCCGGAUAGGGAGUUCCCCGAGCAGAUACGUGCAAUAAUCAUGGAUGUUCUUGCUGAAAUAUCAGCAAGGGUUAAAGAUAUAAACCUUGUUGACUUGUUGACUAGGGAUUUAGUUGAUUUAAUAGGCGAUCACUUGGAACUUUUCAGAAGAAAUCAAGCUUUUAUAGGUGUCGAUGUUAUGAAAACAUUAUCUUCAGAGGAGAGGGAUGACAGAUUGAAAUUCCAUUUGUUGAACUCUAAGGAGCUUCAUCCAGCACUAAUAUCUCCUGAGAGUGAGUACAAGGUUCUUCAGAGGCUAAUGAGUGCACUUUUAGCUACGGUACUGAAACAAAGAGAAGCGCAGUGUCCCGUGAUUCGCUCAAUAUCUCGGGAGCUUUUGACUUGCUUGGUGAUGCAGCCUAUUAUGAAUUUGGCAAGUCCUGGGUUUAUAAAUGAACUGAUUGAAUCCCUUCUACUUCUCCUCAACGAUGAUGGUAAAAAGUGGAUGGCUGGUGAUCAGUCGACUAAUGCAGCAAGUCAUCAUCACGGUCAUUCUGUAGCUACUGGGGGGAGACAUGACAAUCUCACAGCCUCUAACAAGCAUCCAUCUUUAAAUCAAGGAACCGACAUGAUAUUGGCUAAAAUGAGUGACCCGGUAGAGACAUCAUCACAAUAUAACGCACUCCAUCAAGAAUCUUCAGAGGCCAAGCCUGCUGAUUGGGCACGAAUGUUGGAGGUUGCAACUCAGAGGAGAACUGAAAUUCUUAUGCCUGAGAAUCUCGAGAACAUGUGGGCAAAAGGAAGGAAUUACAAAAGGAAAGAGAACAAAAUUGUCAAAACUGGAUUUCAGGAUCUUCCAACUAAGAGUCCUGCUACCGACAGUUCACUGCCUUAUCAAAAAAUGGCCCAGGAAACAUUAGCGAGUAAACGUGGAAAGUAUGAAGCUGCAGAAGGGAAGUCUUCUCCACCUUCAGAUCCGCUACAAAGAGUUGCUAUUACAAAUAGUUCAGAAUCUUCUCAUAUCCAUGACAAGAAAUUAUCUUUUGAGGGAGAGCUUGGAAUUGAUAAAGUGAAAGAGGGUACAAAGGGCUCUUCUUCUGAAGGGUAUAAAAGUUCACUAAAGAGGUCUAACAGUGCUUCUGCCUUGGGAAUCCAACCUAAUAAAGAAGGUGGUUCCAUUAUUUCAGAGUUUUACAACCCGGAAUUUGAGAGGCACAGUGAAGGAUUUCGGGGAAAGAGUUCUUCUGAUAUGAUAAUUAGAAAAGAGGGGCAAUUAGUUCCAAAGCUCAGGUGUCGGGUUAUGGGAGCAUAUUUUGAGAAAAUUGGGUCUGCAUGUUUUGCUGUCUACUCAAUUGCAGUGACUGAUGCACAAAAUAGAACUUGGUUUGUGAAAAGAAGAUACAGGAAUUUUGAGAGGUUGCAUCGACAACUUAAAGAUAUUCCAAAUUACACAUUACAUUUGCCUCCUAAAAGAAUAUUUUCCUCAAGCACUGAUGAUGCUUUUGUACAUCAACGAUGCAUUCAGCUUGAUAAAUAUCUCCAGGAUCUCCUAUCAAUAGCUAAUGUUGCUGAACAACAUGAAGUAUGGGACUUUUUUAGUGUUUCUUCAAAGAACUACUCUUUUGGGAAACCUUCUUCAGUGAUGAAGACCUUGGCAGUCAAUGUAGAUGAUGCUGUGGAUGAUAUUGUACGACAGUUCAAGGGGGUUUCAGGUGGCUUACUGCGAAAAGUUGGUGGAUCACCAACCCUCAUCAAUGAAGGAGCUUCUACAUCUACAACAUUGUACUUGCCCUGGAAUGCAGAUGAAUUGGAUAAAAGUACCUCAAGGCAGAGUACUACAGCAAGUGUGUUAAGUUCUGACACUGAGGAAGGUGAUAGGAACAGUAAUUUAGGCCAUGAUACUAUUGAUAGAGAAGAAGUACAAGGUAAUGAAGGGCAAUCCGAGAAUGCUUUGAUCUUGAAGGGUUAUCCAUCACUGGUAACAGAUGAUACUGAAGAGUCCAGCAACUUGGAAUUUGAUAGAAAGCGUGAUCUGUCGGUGGAAGCUAGGGUUAGCAAUGAUGUUCCAGCUACAAAUUUUGUUCUUAGUAAUGAUAAUUUGGGGGAUCCUGUUGGAGUGCCACCCGAGUGGACCCCACCUAAUGUUAGUGUCCCUCUUUUGAAUUUAGUUGACAAGAUAUUUCAGCUUAAGAAAAGAGGUUGGAUAAGAAGACAGGUCUUUUGGAUGUCAAAACAGAUAUUACAGUUGGUGAUGGAAGAUGCUAUUGAUGAUUGGCUCCAGAGGCAGAUUCAUUGGCUUCGGAGAGAAGACACUGUUGCACAAGGGAUUCGGUGGGUCCAAGAUGUCCUUUGGCCUGGUGGUACGUUCUUUUUGAGAGUAGGGACACCUCAGAUAACAAAUGGUGGCAGUAAUCAAAAGCCUUCUCAGACAAUGGGAGAAUCCGGGGGGCACAACAUCAUGAAGCAUGAAUCUGGGUCGUUUGAGCAACAGCUUGAGGCUGCUCGUAGAGAAAGUGACAUCAAGAAACUGCUGUUUGACGGAGCUCCAACAACUUUAGUCAGCUUAAUCGGGCAUAAGCAAUACAGACGUUGUGCGAGGGAUAUAUAUUACUUCAGUCAGUCUACUAUAUGUGUGAAGCAACUUGCCUAUGCAAUUCUGGAACUUCUACUUGUCACCAUAUUUCCUGAGAUGAGGAAUGUUGUGUUGAGUAUUCAUCAUGAGAAUGUUCAUCAACCAUCAUGAGAAUAUGAAUGCCUGUCUAUGUUGUUGUACAUGAAAUUGGGAAGACCAUGUUUUGGUUGUUUGGUGCCAUAGGUGCAAGAACAAGAGGCACGGCCGAUGAUUUGGGAAAUUGGCGAUUGGAUUUGCAUCUCUUUCUAAUUGUAUAAAACUUAGAUGUAGGGUUUGUACAGCAACAAUCAAGUUGUGUCACUAUGUUUUCUCAAGGCAUAUAUAUACCCCAUUUCCAUGGGGAUUUUGUAUUUGUUACAAAUAGGUUGGAGAAUUGCAUCUAGUGAAUAUUCUUUAUUCGUUAGUUAUUGGGUUUUGAGGCUCUUUUGCUUAACUUGGUGUUGCUCAAUAGUUACUAUAUACUAAUGUUUUCAAUUUUGAGUAUGUAUCUAGUGAGAUGACUUUGACUUUCUUAUGAUAAA